UAUUUCCGUAUAGCCGUGUCGCUACAGCGAGCCAUCUUGCUUCAGACGCCGAUCGUUACUCGUUCAGUGUUCAAUUAUUAGCAUUAUUUUCAGUGAUUUAGAGUAUUUAGUGCGUACAUACAACAACUGCAGAAAUAAGUUUACAGAAAUCAUCAGAAUGAGCACCCGAGUAUUCGUUGGUGGAUUAACAUACCGGGUGCGAGAGCGCGACCUUGAGAAGUUCUUCCGGAAAUAUGGUAGAAUCAAGGAGGUUGCUAUGAAGAAUGGAUUUGCCUUUGUGGAAUUUGACGACUACAGAGACGCGGAUGAUGCAGUUUACGAGCUAAAUGGAAAGGAGCUUCUUGGAGAGAGAAUUACUGUAGAGAGGGCCCGGGGUACACCUAGGGGUAGUGACCAGUGGCGCUAUGGUGACUCCCGUGGUGGUUAUGGGGACUCGAGGCGAUCUGCAUAUUCGCACAUCGCCGAUCCAGGGAAGAAAACUAUCGAUGGUUCUAAAAACAAGAGCCGAGACGAUAUGCGGCACGACAGAGAUAGUGUGAACAGAAACACGAGGACUGCAUCUAGCUACAAGCAAUCAUUGCCCAGAUAUGGACCGCCAACCAGGACUGAAUACCGCCUCACAGUGGAAAAUCUCUCGAGCAGGGUCAGCUGGCAGGAUUUAAAGGAUUACAUGAGACAAGCUGGAGAAGUAACUUAUGCUGAUGCUCACAAACAACGAAGAAAUGAAGGAGUUGUAGAAUUCGCUACGUACUCUGAUUUGAAGAAUGCUAUUGAAAAAUUAGAUGACACCGAACUUAAUGGUCGCAGAAUCCGUUUGAUUGAAGACAAGAGACGCGGACGUCGUUCAAGGUCCUCCAGUUCCAGAUCAAGGUCACGAUCCAGGUCCCGAUCCCGUCGUCGAUCUCGCUCCCGUUCAAGGAGUCGUCGCAGCUCUAGAAGCCGCAGUCGCCGCAGCAGCCGGUCCAAGUCAAGGGCUCACUCAAAAUCUAAAUCAAAGUCCAAAUCCAAAUCCCCCGAGCGCAGUCGCUCGCGAUCCAAGUCCAAAUCAAGAGACCGCUCAAAGUCGAAAUCUAAGUCCAAAUCCAGAUCUCGUUCUAGGUCCAAGGCUGAGAGGUCAAAGUCGAGGUCGCAGUCGAAGUCCAAAGCGAAGUCGCCCUCAAAGGAAAGAUCCAGCAGGGAACGUUCCAGAGGGGAUAGAUCGAGAUCUCGAUCGCUGAGCAAGCACAGCAAGAGCCGUAGUCGUUCGCAUUCGCCUAUGAAUGGUGAUAAAUCACCAGAUUCGAAGCAGAAGGACGAUUGAGCAUUAAAAGAUGUGAAAGUGGUUCUAAAUACGGAUUAAGGUCAUUUUCUUUAUUUCUUUUUUUUAUCUAUAUUGAUUACAUCCAAGAAGCCAAAUUCGUCUCUAAUUUUGGUUGAUGAAUUAGGGUAAUGAAUUUCCAUCAAGCAAUAUUCAUCUUACACUUUCAUAUAGAAUAUGUUUCAUCUCAUCACAUCUUAAUUUGAUUGUUCUGAAAUUAUGAAUACUUUUAAAUGAAAUUCAUAUUGCACCGAAUUCGAUGCUCCUGGCUAAGUUUAAUAUAGUCUGUUAGUUGGAUUAUUCUUAAUUCAACACUCGAGAGACCUACUUGUACGAGCCGCACGCAUUUAGAUAUUUAAGGUUUUCUCAACCUUAAACGGACUCUACACAGUUUUUGAUGUAACGCCGUAAUCAUAGGAAUUCCCCUUGGCUGGCUUUUUGUAUAUAUUCCAGAUAACUACAAUACUUUAAGGGAUAUUAAUAUGUGAUGUGUAUUAAAUUUAGUGGUAAGUCUUAAUAAUAAAGACACCCUAAUGU
This is a messenger RNA of Belonocnema kinseyi, 1834 nucleotides long. It is a transcript of the gene B52, whose product is annotated as serine-arginine protein 55. The transcript is spliced from 13 exons. Gene Ontology annotation, cellular component: cytoplasm; ribonucleoprotein complex; nucleus. Gene Ontology annotation, biological process: alternative mRNA splicing, via spliceosome; mRNA splice site recognition. Lineage: Eukaryota; Metazoa; Arthropoda; Insecta; Hymenoptera; Cynipidae. The record is from RefSeq and is a predicted model, not a curated record. Gene Ontology annotation, molecular function: mRNA binding. Bases 158 to 1300 code for a protein of 380 amino acids.